AUGGUUAGGCCAGACGCGACGACUGCUAUACUGCCAGAGCCCAACCAGACAAUCAUUCAUCCAGAUCACCUAUCCUUCUCUGUCAAGCAAGAUGGUAGCACUUCAACAGCAUUUUUUGCCUUUGCAGUAAUCAAAGGUUUCGUUUGUCUGGUCCAAAUAACGACGCCUCGGAGCAUGGACUCGACGUCCGUGCUGCUCGACGUUUCUAUAUUUCGCCACGAAUUUGUUUCUAUGUGGCGGUACUCCCAUACAGUCCAACUCUAUCCCUCAGAGAUCGGGGCCUUCUUGGCCCUGAAUACACAUUCAGUCCGGUACGAGGAGGACAGCGGUACAAUAUUCCUCGCGAAAGACUUGAUGUGCCAUUUGAAGGGGUUCAUGGAUGCGAGCACCAAGUCCAAGGCAUCCCGCAGUCGUCCAGCUUCGGGAAGGUGGCGGAGCUAA
This is a messenger RNA of Pisolithus orientalis, 441 nucleotides long. RefSeq lists its product as uncharacterized. The transcript has 2 exons. The record is from RefSeq and is a predicted model, not a curated record. NCBI's taxonomy places the organism in Eukaryota, Fungi, Basidiomycota, Agaricomycetes, Boletales, Pisolithaceae. The coding region runs from base 1 to 441 and encodes 146 amino acids.